Messenger RNA from Hypoxylon trugodes, 630 nucleotides. RefSeq lists its product as uncharacterized. Bases 1 to 630 code for a protein of 209 amino acids. The transcript has 3 exons. Lineage: Eukaryota; Fungi; Ascomycota; Sordariomycetes; Xylariales; Hypoxylaceae. The record is from RefSeq and is a predicted model, not a curated record.
AUGGAUAGACUCAACGACUACCGAACGGCGCGGGUCGCUGAGGUCCUCGACGAGUUUCGAACUACACAAUAUUACAUAUCCGCAGUACCUUCAGACCCUCCUAACUCCGAAGAUUAUUACACUGAAGGCUGGGCCGCAUUGCGUCAAUGUUCCCUAGAUGGUCAACACAUCCUCAACUGCGCAGCAGACACCUCAGUGCCUCAAGCCACGGGCGGCGACGAAGAACAAGCUAAAGCAGAGUUAAAACAGUAUGAUACACCCCUUUCCUACAGAUCCAAUAUCGACCCCCAUCGCCACCGAGAAAAUACUGAUGAAGCAACUGGUAGGAUCCUCCUAGACGCUUACGCCCGUAGACACGAGGCCCAAAAGAUCUACCGCCGCCAGGAAGCGGCACAAAGAUGGAUCGAAAACAGAGAGAUGAUUCUCCAGGGCCAGCGGCCGGACAACUCGCACAGACGAGCCCUUAGAGCCUGUGAUGUCCAACUACGAACCGAUCUUUCCCAAAUUACGGAUAAUGCUAUCUAUCAAGAACUACAGGCCUCCGACAUGGCCAUGGGCCGCUGGACGGCCGAAGACCCGUCUCUUCGAACGGUGCAGCACUGGGUGCGGGGACGCCCGCAAUUAUCUUAA